AUGCGUGAUAAAAUUCGUCAAUUGAUGGAUGGGUUAAGACCUGAAUUCCCUCAUACCUGUUCAAACAUUUAUGCCAACAAUAUUAGACAAACAAUUAAAGCUGUUGAAAAUGACUUUCCUGGAGGUAUGAAAUUAUUUGCAUAUUUUAUGAUACCAGGAUAUUUAUCAACUAGUUCAUUACCUCCCAUUCAACAAAAGGAUCAUCAAAUUCCAAGUAUGAGAAUAGAAAAUGGCAAAGAAUAG
Molecule: messenger RNA, 243 nt
Organism: Entrophospora candida
Lineage: Eukaryota; Fungi; Glomeromycota; Glomeromycetes; Entrophosporales; Entrophosporaceae
Source: the annotation of a GenBank genome assembly